Molecule: messenger RNA, 2795 nt
Organism: Acyrthosiphon pisum (pea aphid)
Lineage: Eukaryota; Metazoa; Arthropoda; Insecta; Hemiptera; Aphididae
Gene: Tmx3
Product: Thioredoxin-related transmembrane protein 3
Exons: 12
Coding region: 344-1636 (430 amino acids)
Cellular component (GO): endoplasmic reticulum
Source: RefSeq, a predicted model, not a curated record
CAGUUAAUACCUAUGUAGUAUGUACGAUGUACCUACUAAGUUGAACUUUUCUAUUUCCACUUAUUAGUUAAUUAUUAUGUCAAUACUCAAUACUCAACGGUGAUCUGUUAUGUACUUAUGUAACGUUUUUACUUAAAGUUCAGUUUUAAAUUAUUCUACUAAUGCAUACAUUUUUUAUAACUAUCUAUAUAAUUUGAGAAAUAUGUGUAAUCUGAAAAUGUCUGCCAAAUGCAAUUGACUUUAAAAUAUACUAAACAAUAUUUAGUUUUGAACUUAGUAGUAUAAUAGUAUAAUAAACAAUACAUUUAUAUACAACUUUUUACAAGAGAAAUAUAGUACAAAAAUGAUGAUCUCUAAUAUAUUAACUACAACUCUUUCCGUGGGUUUUAUUGUAUCUGUUAUUCUACUAAAAGACGUACGUUCAUCAAGAGUAUUGGAACUUAGUGAUAAGUUCAUUGAAAUGAAACACGAUGGACAUUGGUUUAUAAUGUUUUAUGCUCCGUGGUGUGGCCAUUGUAAGAGGUUAGAACCUAUCUGGCGUCAUGUUGCUCAAGCAUUACACCACUCUGAUAUAAGAGUUGGCAAAAUAGAUUGUACAAGAUAUAAAAGAGUAGUUUCAGAGUUUGGAUUGUCUGGGUAUCCUACAAUAAUGUUCUUCAGAGAUAGAGAAGGUGAAUUUAAAUUUAAUAGUGAGCGAUCUACAGAAGAAAUGGUUCAUUUUGCAAAGCGAUUGGCUCGUCCUCCCGUUCAAGAGGUUACUGAUAGUAAAGACAUUGAAAUGCUCAAACAAACAAAUAAAAACUUCUUUAUGUUUAUUGGAAAAAGUGUUGGCCAUACUUGGGACCUCUUUUAUGAUUUGGCAAAACAAUAUCAAGCACAUUCUUAUUUUUAUAUUACACCUGAAAUAACUGGAAAACAGCAUUUUGUUUUUGGAGAAACUCCUGCAGUUGUGGUGUAUAAAGAAGAACAACACUACUCUUUCAAUGCUGAGGAAUGGGAUAUGGACUUCAAUACAAGCUUGACACAAUGGAUAAACACAGAAAGAUUUGAUACUUUCGUAAAAGUAACUCGAUCAAAUAUUCACCAUAUGUUGGAGACCAACAAGUACUUAGUCUUAGCAUUAGUGGAAGAGAAUAAAAUUGAAAAGUUACCUCCGCAACAUUCAGAGUUUCUUCAAAUGGUAGAAUCAGUUAUUGUGAAGAAUAGAGAACGUUUUCAUAGGAACUUUCAAUUUGGAUGGAUUGGUUCACCAGAAUUCGCCAAUUCUAUUACUUCAUCAGAUGUAACCCUACCAUCAUUAAUCAUUUACAAUUCAUCUACUAGACAUCAUCAUUUCCCAGAAGAAAAACCACAUGAACUGACACCUGAAUCAAUUACUUUAUUUCUAGAAGCUGUAAGAAAUCAGUCAGUAAAGGCAUAUGGAGGAAGUGGUGUAUUUAUACAGAUGUACAGGAUGUAUUAUGAGACAAAGAAGUCUUUAGUAAACAUCUGGGUUAACAAUCCUGCAGUUGCUAGUGUUUUAUUUGGAUUACCUAUAGGGUUCCUACUAUUAAUAUGCUAUUCUACGUGUUGCACAGACAUUAUGGAUGCUAGUGAUGAUGAUGAAGAUGAUGUACAUCACGAGAAGAAAGAAUAAGCUACUCAUUCAAAUAUUCAAACAUAUUGAUUUAUUGACUGAUGUUGAAUAAAUAAUUAAAAACAAUAAAUAAGACAUCAAAUAAUUAUUUAUAUACUUACAAAUUAUUCAUGUUUAUAUAUGUUUAUAUAUAAACACAUACAAAAUUAUUUAAAUUUUAAUUUAUAAAAAUACCUAAGAUUACAUUGAGUUCCAAUAUAUAAAUCCUACCAAAUUAUAUUGUAUAAAUAUUAAUCCUAUUGGCUAUUUGACUGUUUAAUCAAUUGUGUAUAAUGAUCUACUAUAUGUAAUUUAUUGAUAAAUUAGAUGCUGAAUUUAGUAUUUUCCAGUUUGUAAAACUUUAAAUGAAUGUUGAAUUUUAUUUUAAAUGAAGGGCUAUAAAUUGUUUGUUAAUUUUAAUCAUAACUUUUACAAAUUAUUGUAACCACACACAUGUUUUAAUACUGCAGUUUAUUUAUCAAUAUAAAUUUUAACCUUAAGUGUUGCUUUAAAACAUAAAUGCAUAACUAGCGCAUUAUUAUUGAUUUUAAAUGCUUAAUUUAUAUUACAAUUAUUAAUUUCUGAACUUUCCAAAUUAUUUUUUACUAAGUGAGGCUUAUUGUUGAUUGGUAGAUUUUUUUAGUAAAUCAAAUCAAAAAUCUGUUUGAAUAUAGUAAAAGUUGAAAAAAAAUAAAAGACAGUCAGAAAUUUAAUUAAAAUAAUAAUGGUUAUUUUAAGUUAUACAAAUCAUCCUAGAUGUAAAACAGAAACAUAAAUAAGAACAACAAUUAUAAUUUAUAUCUCGUCAUUAAUAUCUCAAUUAACUGAAAUAAUAAAAAUAAUUAUUAGUUAUAUUUUUAACCGAAUUACAAAUGAAACAUGUAUAUCUAUCCGAUGUCAACCAUUCAAUAUUAUUCAAUAAGUUCUAUAAACUCCAUAAAAAAUAUUAACCACAUACCUAUUGCAUUCAUAAUAUAUAAUGAACUGAAAUUCAUAUUUGAUUAAAAAUUGUAUUUACCUAUACUGAAUAGUAACCUACAAAAAUGUAUAAUCUAGUCAAUUUUUUAUUUAUUUAAUAUUCUUUGUUUCUGCAUGUAAACAUUUAUUUGUGUUGUAAGCUUAUUAGUUUUAAUUUAUAACCUUUGAUUAUUGUAAAAUAAAUACUAGUAUAUUAUUAUAA